Messenger RNA from Gamsiella multidivaricata, 1879 nucleotides. Its product is annotated as DEAD box RNA helicase. Lineage: Eukaryota; Fungi; Mortierellomycota; Mortierellomycetes; Mortierellales; Mortierellaceae. Gene Ontology annotation, molecular function: ATP binding; RNA helicase activity; RNA binding. The transcript has 2 exons. Gene Ontology annotation, cellular component: nucleolus. Gene Ontology annotation, biological process: rRNA processing. The record is from RefSeq and is a predicted model, not a curated record. The coding region runs from base 406 to 1614 and encodes 402 amino acids.
GUGGCUACUGUAACUACAAAGGAGAAGAAGGAGAAGAAGGAGAAGAAAGACAAGAAGGAAAAGAAGGACAAGAAGGAUAAGAAGGAGAAGAAGGAGAAGAAGGGAAAGAAGCGCAAGGCCUCGGAUGAUGGAGAGGAGGUAAAGGCAGUGGAGGCCAAGGAUGAGACCGCUGCCCCUGUCAUUAAAAAGCUCAAGGCUGUCGAGGUUGCUGCCCCCCUGAAGGCUACCAUCGUUACUGGAGCUGAGGUCACCGGGGGCCUCGUCAAGGCGUUCUACAAGCCCGCCACCAACAAGACUACUAAGGAGCAGGCCCGCGAGUUCUACAAGGAGAACACAAUUGAAGUCUCGGGCGACCAGGACUUCUUGCCAGUGCUCAAGUUCGACGAGGCAGGAUUUAGACCUGAGAUGCUGGAUGUCACAAAGUCAUUCAAGGCACCCAGUCCCAUUCAAGCCGCCUGCUGGCCCAUUGUCCUGUCUGGCCGUGAUAUCAUCGGUAUUGCCGAGACUGGUUCUGGAAAGACACUGGCCUUCACUCUCCCUGCCUUGAUGCACAUUCGCGGUCAAAAGGAAUUUAACGUCAAGCCCAAGGGCCCCACCGUCCUGGUUGUCUCCCCCACUCGCGAGCUGGCUAUGCAGACACAGGAGCAAUGUGUUGCCGCUGGAAAGUCGUCGGGCAUUAAGAGUGUCUGUAUUUACGGAGGCGUGUCUAAGGAUGAUCAGCGUCGCGCUAUCCGUUCAGGCGUCCAUAUCAUCGUCGCCACCCCCGGACGUCUGUUGGAUCUGUUGGAGGACGGAAGCUGCAACAUCGACGCUGUCUCUUACUUGGUCCUAGACGAGGCUGACCGCAUGCUGGACACUGGAUUCGAAGAGGCUAUUCGCUCCAUCCUGCGUAAGACCCGCAAGGACCGCCAGACUGCCAUGUUCAGCGCCACUUGGCCUGAAUCCGUGAGAAAGCUGGCCCACGACUUUUUGGACCGGCCCGUCAAGGUCACGAUUGGCUCGCCCGACCUGGGAGCGUCCUCGAAUGUUACUCAGAUUGUGGAGGUUCUGGACGAUCCCCGCAACAAGGAGCGUCGUCUUUUGGAGCUGUUGCAGGAUUACCAUAAAACCCGCAAGAACCGCAUCCUGAUUUUUGCACUUUACAAGAAGGAGGCCGAUCGGAUUGAACAGACGUUGCAGAGGGCCGGAUACAAUGUCGGAGGUAUUCAUGGAGACAAGAGCCAACAUAUCCGCACCGCCGCUCUGGAGGCCUUCAAGAACGGAUCAGUCCCUCUUUUGGUGGCCACCGAUGUUGCUGCACGUGGUAUCGAUAUUACCGGAAUCACCCAUGUUAUCAAUGUCACCUUCCCACUGACAAUAGAGGAUUACGUCCACCGCAUUGGACGUACUGCACGUGGAGGACAGACCGGAAUUGCACAUACCUUCUUCACGGUGAACGAGAAGGGUCUUAGCGGAGCACUGAUCAAUGUUCUUAAUGAUGCUGGCGUCAAGAUCCCUGACGAACUCCGUAAAUUUGGUGGCACGGUCAAAAAGAAGGCACACUCGAUCUAUGGUGAUCAUUUCAAGGAUAUUGGUGGCGAGGUGAAGCAGCCUACCAAGAUUCGCUUUGAAUAGACUACACACUGGCAUCACCAUCAUUAUCUUUCACUUUGUAACCAUACGUAUAUUCUUUAUUGCAAGCGCUUUUUCUCAAAUACAAUGCAUCAUGAGGUCAAUGCAAUACGUGAGGAGAAAGUGGCCUGUGGUUUGUUGAGUAUGCAUGCUAUAGUCCAAGUCCUUGGGGCCAACAGGCGAUCUAUAGCAAAGUAUUUGUGGCGGUGCGACUAAAAAUAGACAUGGGCAAAAGCGCAACGGUGAGUGCUAUCUCGCCUCUCUCGCC